UAGACUGGCAGAAAUUAAUCUAUCUCAUCAGCCAACACUCAGAAAGGGAAAACUUAAAUUAGUCAACAAGCAUCAGGAGAUGGAAAAACUGAUUAUCAGCGUUCAAGCCAAACAAGACCAACUUUCAGCCUUGUUAGAAGGUCAUAUGUUCAAGAUGGCUCACAGGCUGCUCCUUAAAAAGAUAGAGCAGAACGAAGAACAUAGCGAGGUUCUCUUUCAGAAAUUUGUGGAGGGGAGAAUGUCCGUGGAGAAGUUCUUAGGGCGCUUUCAGAACUCCAGAUGUCUGUAUCACAUCCGACUGGUUCAGGCAGUGAAGACCCAGGACAUCCUGGAACCUACACCAAAGGAACACCAGAUAUCUACUGAGACUCACAAUAGUGAGAGUUUCCCUCUGGACUACCCCCAUAACCAGCCUGACACCUGCCGUGUUCACUACAGCCUUGUGCCUUUUGUUAUUCUGCCAAACUUCUACCACCCAUACUCCUCCAUUCCAUUUCCUUCUCCAUUUCUACCCCCUUUGAGUGGCUAUGUAAACAGUGCUCAUCUUCUACAGCCUAGGGCCUUGGAUUUUCACCAAACAUCCCAACAUGUACGCCCUAGAGUUCAUGAACAGACGCCUAGGUGGCCAGCGAGACCUGCCCGUCUAGAACAACUUAAUUUACCAACAAGACAUCAGCAGAAGGAACCACACUAGAGAGAAAGGA
Molecule: messenger RNA, 704 nt
Organism: Osmerus eperlanus (European smelt)
Lineage: Eukaryota; Metazoa; Chordata; Actinopteri; Osmeriformes; Osmeridae
Exons: 3
Coding region: 80-694 (204 amino acids)
Biological process (GO): ubiquitin-dependent protein catabolic process via the multivesicular body sorting pathway; protein targeting to vacuole; protein targeting to membrane
Cellular component (GO): ESCRT I complex
Source: RefSeq, a predicted model, not a curated record